Dendronephthya gigantea is the source of this 1976-nucleotide messenger RNA. RefSeq lists its product as uncharacterized. The record is from RefSeq and is a predicted model, not a curated record. The coding region runs from base 182 to 1789 and encodes 535 amino acids. Gene Ontology annotation, molecular function: catalytic activity. The transcript has a single exon. NCBI's taxonomy places the organism in Eukaryota, Metazoa, Cnidaria, Anthozoa, Malacalcyonacea, Nephtheidae.
UCUGGUAAUGAUUUUCAAACGCGAAUUUGAAAAUUUUGUUGUUGUUUUUUUGGUCUUUCUGCUUAGCAGGAAGCGCUAUUCAGUGCUUUUAUACAACUAUCACAUGUCAGGAGGCCAUGCAGAGCAGACGCAGUUAGUCAGCGGACAACUGUGUUUAGGAGCAUCAUAGCCUAUAAAGAAAAUGUGUUUCGCCAGUGGUAUGGCAACAAAAGUCACUGACUUUAAAGAUGAAACACUGCUUUUGGUUUUCACCCUUUUUCUGAUCAUCUUGAUAUCACGGAUAGGCUAUUUUAUCGUAAACCGACUAAUAAACUCAUCAAAAGGUCAACAACAAAGAAAGAAUGAAAGAAAAAUGGAUUUUUUCGAGUCGGUUUUGGACGAAUUUCAUGCACAAGGUGGUGCGAACAUGUGUUUUGGCCUAAAGUUGAGGUCGAAGUCGUCGCUGUCCUUUGACCAUGUGUACGAAGCACUAAAAUUCGUGUCCCGAAAGCAUCCAUUGUUUCGGUUUGUGAUAGCGCAAAAACGUAAUGAUGAUAAUGAGAACGUGAAAUAUAUACGUAUUGUAACGGACAAAAAUAUGGUGACUUUAAACGAGUCGUGUCUUAAGGAUUGGGUAUCUGUCUGGCAGAAAGAAGUGCAAACAAAGUUUGAUUGCGAGAGUGGUCCGUUGUGGAAAGCAACAGCUUUGAAGGAAAGGUAUGAUGCCACCCAACAAGAGUAUCACAAUACUCUUUUGUUUACGUUUUAUCAUGGGACCGUCGAUGGCAUGUCUCUUUUAACACUAGCACAGGAAUUCGUACAAUGCUUGGAGAAACUUUCGAAAGGAGUAUUAGGUCCUCAAGAUGAUCAGAAGACGGGCAUUAUGCCAGGAGUUAUGACUUUACUGGCGUCGAGGCAAUUUUCACACUAUAGGGUGUUGCAGUGGUUAUUGCCAGAGUAUUUAUUGCUUCGUUUGGUGAUGUUUGCGAUGCGUAUCAACCUUGGAUUUGCUGCCAGGAAUCCAGUUCUUUCACAACAUUCAGAAGAGAUUAACUUUGAUAAGAUUGAAACUGGCAGGAAAGAUAUGAUUAAAAUUAUCCCCCGCGAGUUAAGUCUCGUUGAUACGCAGAAAUUAAUAACAUUAUCUCGGCGGAAUUUUUGCACAGUGUAUGGAGCAAUACUAGCGUGUUGUCAUCUUGCUGUUGCGAAACUUGUUCCAAACAAACAAAAGAACAGCGUAAAGUUCCAAUGGUAUUGUCCAGUGAAUGUUAGAGAUCAAUGUGAACCGAAGGUGCAAAAAGAUGAUUUAGGAUUUUAUACGACAAUAAUGAUGGAAAAUGCCAAUGUGCCGAAUAUAAGCUUAGCAAACCUUACAGAGUUUUGGAAGUUUGCGAAAGAAUGCACCCUGGUGGUUCACGAAGGAAUCAGAAAAGGCCGACAUCUUAUGUCGCUGUAUCUUUUACCAAUUUCGGAUCUGAUUGAUCCCAACGAGUUUGUUUCGGAAUUUCUUCUCCACUCGAAGAUGAGACGGCCAGGUUUGAUGUCACCUGUGCAUUCCCUGACUAACCUAGGAAAGAUUGACUGGGCGAAGGAAAAGGACGAUACAUACGAGAUCGAGAGUGCUUUCGGUGGUUCUGGAGCGUAUGAAAAUGGGGCCACGUUUACAAAUCAUAUGGCGACGUUUAAUGGUGUAUUCACUUGGUCUACUUCGUAUGUGACCUCAAGUGUGACUGAAGAAACGGCAGAAAAAUAUGUUAAUCUUGUUUUUGAAAUCCUACUUAAUGUUCUUUCAUCAAGUGAUGAAAACUGAUCGAGACGAGAUAUAGGUCUCGAAGGGUUUAAUCAGUCUGUUAAAUAGCUUAAUAUUGUAAUAUCCAAAGGCAGGAUCUUAGCGUGGCAAAAAAACUUGGUAGAAAAAUGGUAAUUUGUGUGUAACAUUGACCGAUUGACGCAUGCAUGUAUUGGUGAAUAAAAAUCGAAUAUAUCAAAUGUAUAAA